GGAAAAACGUGAGGUCAAACAGGAAAAUGCUAAGCAACUUCCUAUGUUCAAUUAAACAUAAGUGUAACGACAUACGGCCAUACGCGGAAGUGGAGAUAUUGGGUCAGAAUUGUUUAGGUCUUCUUGAUAGUGGAGCCCAGGUUUCCUGUAUAGGGGGCUCGUUAGCUGAGGAAUUGUGUAGAAAGCAGGACCUUCGGCAACACAAAGUAUACGUUUGUACAGCCGAUGGUCAGAAACAAGUUGUAUUUGGCAAUAUUGAACUAGAUGUAAAAUUUAACAAUGAGAGUAAAAAGAUAAUUUUUUUUAUUAUUCCGAGCAUUAAUCAAAAACUGAUUCUAGGAGUUGAUUUUUGGGGAAAUUUCCAAAUCGCUCCUGGGAUUAUACCUGAGAUCAGUUGCGUUUCUAAAGAGAAUUGUGUAGGAGAAGAUGCAAUUCCUCUGUCUGUCCAACAGGAACGUCAGCUAAACCUUGUUAUAAACCGGUUUCCAAACUUUGAAAAAGAAGGAUUAGGGAAAACCCAUUUAAUGGAGCACGUUAUUGAGCUUGAGCCUAAUGCACGUCCGGUGAAGCAAAGAUGGUUUCCGAUAUCGCCAGCGGUAGAAAAGUUAGUGCAUGCGGAAAUCGAUGAGAUGUUGAAGUUGGGAGUUAUCGAGGAAGCACCAAACAGUCCGUGGUCUAGCCCGGUCGUCUUAGUUAGAAAGAGCAACAAAGUUCGCCUUUG
This is a messenger RNA of Rhagoletis pomonella (apple maggot), 721 nucleotides long. RefSeq lists its product as uncharacterized. The record is from RefSeq and is a predicted model, not a curated record. Lineage: Eukaryota; Metazoa; Arthropoda; Insecta; Diptera; Tephritidae. Gene Ontology annotation, molecular function: aspartic-type endopeptidase activity. Gene Ontology annotation, biological process: proteolysis.